CCGACAGACAACGGCGAACACCAACACCGACAGCACCGACACCCGUCCCGGAGACCCUGACGCUGGCGGCGGAUAAAAGCAGCCGGGAUUUAGCGCGCGGUUCUCCUGCAGGGAAUAAAACAAUCCAGGCAGGAAUAUUUUCACGCAAGACCUCAAAUGGACUAAAACACGGCAAAUUAAAGAGAGGACUCUUGGAGAAAUAACCGGGACACCGAGAUCCGAGAAAUGUCCAACAGCACUGGGCGAGGUCAUGGGGGUCUUAAUCAACUAGGAGGCAUGUUUGUGAACGGGCGGCCGCUUCCGGAGGUGAUCCGGCAGAGGAUUGUGGAUAUGGCACACCAGGGGGUUCGACCCUGCGACAUCUCCAGACAACUGAGGGUCAGCCACGGCUGCGUCAGCAAGAUCCUGGGCAGGUACUAUGAGACGGGCAGCAUCAAACCCGGCGUCAUCGGCGGCUCCAAGCCCAAAGUGGCCACUCCAAAAGUGGUGGAGAAGAUCGCGGAGUACAAGCGGCAGAACCCCACCAUGUUCGCCUGGGAGAUCCGAGACCGGCUGCUGGCCGAGGGGGUGUGUGACGGAGACACGGUGCCCAGCGUCAGCUCCAUCAACCGGAUCAUCCGCACUAAAGUGCAGCAGCCAUUUAACCUCCCGCUGGACACUAAAGGCCUGAGCCCAGGACACACACUGAUCCCCAGCUCCGCCGUCACUCCUCCUGAAUCUCCGCAGUCGGACUCUCUGGGCUCCACUUACUCCAUCAAUGGGCUGCUGGGAAUCACACAGACCACAGCGGAUGGGAAGAGAGGACACGAUGACAGUGACCAGGAGAGCUGCCGGCACAGUGUGGACUCUCAGGGCAGUGGCGGCGGAGCCCGGAAACAGCUGAGAACCGAACACUUUCCCUCCGCGGCGCUGGACUGCGGGUUCGAGAGACACUACAGCAGCGACAGCUUCAGCCAGAGCAAAGCAGAGCAGCAGCUGUACCCGCUCGCGCUCAUGAACCCCGGUCUGGACGAGGGAAAAGGAGCUUCAUCCAUCAGCAGAAACCUGGCGGCACAUCAGGGCUACGCUGUGGUCACAGAAGCUCUACAGCCCCUCCCACUCUGUCUGAAACAGGAAGUUUCACCUGAGGUGAACAGCUUAAGCCCCUCCCCCCACAUCAUCUCCGGUUCAGCCUUCCUGGACCUGUCUGCCAUUUCGUCUCCGUCAUCUGCGCCCGUUGCUAGCAGCUGCGGCUCCGCUCAUUUAUCUCACGGCUUCAGCUCAUUUUCCCAUCAUGCCCCAGUUCAUGGCCAGUUCAGCAGCCCGUCCCUCAUGGCAGGGCGUGAGGUGGCGAGUUCCAUGCUACCCGGGUAUCCUCCGCACAUCCCCACGGCGCAGACCGGCUUCUCCUCGUCCACCAUCGCCGGCAUGGUAUCAGCUCCAGAGUACACAGGGCAGAGCUACAGCCACCCGGCCUACAGCAGCUACAGCGAGGCCUGGAGAUUCACCAACUCCAGCAUACUGGGUUCCCCGUAUUACUACAGUUCUGCCACUCGACCGCCGCCGCCCGCCGCUGCCUAUGAUCAUCUCUAACCCUCCACCAGACGGAGAAACACACACACACACACACACACACACACACACACACACACACACAAUCACUGCAACACUAUUGAUGUUGAGCUGAGGCCGGGUUGGAGCACAUGUUCACAUCGGAGCGUUCCUCCGCAGUUGUUUCUGUUCAGCCAAAGACUCUCCUGUACCUGUUCACACGCUUCAGCAGAGCUCACCUGCCUGAGCCCAUCACACACCUGGACGUCUGAUAGGGGUCUUGUGCUCUGGAGAUGGUCUGCUGUGUUCAGAGCUCUGAUGUAAACACUAACACCAUCAACAUGCCUGCGGUGUGUGUGUAUGUGUGUGUGUGUGCUGUCAGGGGACAGAAACACCAUCAUCAUCAUCGAUGGUGAAGAGCAGGAGACGUACGCUGAGCUUCUGUUCUUGAUGGAAUAAGAGACGUUCAGGAGGUCUGCCUGUAUCUGACGGCUGGAUCAGACUGAUGUUGAUCAGACACUGUCGAUGUUCUGGGCGAUGUGUAAAUACUGUAGAGAAGGCAUUCCCGCAUCAGAGCGAGUCUCCUUCAUCUCCUGCACGAGUGUCAGAGCGGCAUCAUGCGGAGACUCCUUCAGCUCAAAUGUUCAGGUCCUCCUUCAUCAUCUUCAGUUUUGGCUUCGUGUUUUAUUCUCCUGUUAGUUCUGUUAUUCUGAUGUAAAUGAAGAAUUUCUACAGAUUAUUUUGAAUUAAAUAAAGCAUGAGAAAGUCCA
Molecule: messenger RNA, 2300 nt
Organism: Danio rerio (zebrafish)
Lineage: Eukaryota; Metazoa; Chordata; Actinopteri; Cypriniformes; Danionidae
Source: RefSeq, a predicted model, not a curated record